Messenger RNA from Malaclemys terrapin pileata, 3028 nucleotides. RefSeq names its product syndecan 3 (gene SDC3). Bases 11 to 1447 code for a protein of 478 amino acids. Gene Ontology annotation, cellular component: membrane; cell surface. The record is from RefSeq and is a predicted model, not a curated record. The transcript has 5 exons. Gene Ontology annotation, biological process: cell migration. Lineage: Eukaryota; Metazoa; Chordata; Testudines; Emydidae.
GACGGCUCUGAUGCUCGCAGGCAAAGCCGGGGGCCGGCAGGCAGGAAGGAGACGCGCAGCCCGGCUGGACUCGGCGAUCGCAGCCCCAGCCCCCGCCGGGAGCCAGUCCGGGCUUCGCCCCGCCGCUGCCGCAUCGCUCCCGCCGCCGGCCCGGGCUCGGCAGCUGCCCCCCCCCCCGCCCCGGGGCUGCCUGGCUGCGCCGGGAACAAAGGGAAGUCGCCCCCCCGCCGCCCCUCCCAGCAUGAAGCUGCCUUGGCUGGCGCCGGGGCCCCGGGCGCUCGGGCGGCUCCUGCCGCUGCUGCUGCUGCUGGCCGGCCAGGCUGCGCUGGCACAGCGCUGGCGUAACGAAAACUACGAGAGGCCCGUGGACCUGGAAGGGUCAGGGGAUGACGACCCCUUUGCGGAUGAUGAAAGUGAUGACCUCUACUCGGGGUCUGGCUCGGGAUAUUUUGAGCAGGAGUCUGGGAUCGAGACGGCGGUGAGGCUCCGCACGGACACGGUCCCCACCACCCCAGCCGUGCUGCCCGUCACAUCCGUGCAGCCCGUGGCAACUCCCUUUGAAAUGCUGCCUGCAGAGGAAACCACCCCUGAGCAGGCGACCAGCGUCCUGUACAUCCCCAGGGUGACAGAGGCACCGGCGAUUCCCAGCUGGAAAGCAACUACCCCCAGUGCCACGGCCAGUGACACCCCGCCACCCGCAACGGCAGCUGCUGCCGCCAGCCCCACCGCUCCCACGGCCAAGCCAACAACCGUCCGGAGGAUCCUGCCUCCCUUCGUCACGACGACGGCCACAACGCGGGCCACCACCCUGGAAAUGCCGACCGCAGCUGUGACGGAAGCCAGCACGGUCACGGAGGCUGCCACGUCCCGGCUCGUCACCCCCAGCACUGCCAGGCCCAGAGCCGGCCCAAAGUCGAGCACCUCCAGGACCGUGGUCGUCACAGAGAAAAGCACGGUCUUGCUGCCGCCGGCUGUUACCUUGGCCCCCACAGACGCACCCCAGACCGAGCCGCUGGACGUGACCGUGUCCACGGCCCUCGACAACGAGCUGGAGGUUCCUGUCAGUGGAGGGCCCAGCGGGGACUUCGAAAUCCGUGAGGAGGAAGACACGACUCUGACGGAGCUCAAUAACGAAGUGAUCGCCGCGGUUACCCCGGCAGCAGGGCCGGGGCUGGGGAAGAAUGCAGAGCCCGGCCUCAUAGACAAUACGAUAGACUCUGGGAACUCGGCUGCCCAGCUCCCCCAGAAAAACAUCCUGGAGAGGAAAGAAGUGCUAAUAGCUGUCAUCGUGGGCGGCGUGGUCGGGGCGCUCUUUGCUGCCUUUCUGGUCAUGCUGCUCAUCUACCGGAUGAAGAAGAAGGACGAAGGGAGCUACACACUGGAGGAGCCAAAGCAGGCGAACGUCACAUACCAAAAGCCCGACAAGCAGGAGGAGUUCUAUGCAUAAAAAGAGCCCAGAGUGCCUCUCUCUCCGUUUCACUCGAUUUCUGGUUCAACCUCCCUCUGCCCCCACCCUCCCCCAUCCAAUCUCUCUCUCGCGCUCUCUUUCUGAUGGGACUGUGAGUUGAACAAACAAACAAACACUAUAAUAAAAAGAAAAAAAAAACAUCUUCAGUUUAAACAUAUACAAAUAAAGUGUCACCGAUUUAACACGAAUACCGUAACCUUUCUCCAGCGGACACAGCGUUUGCAGGGGACAGCAAGUGUGAGGAGCGAACGGGCAGCCAACUUUCAGUGCCUAUGCGAACACUCCUCAGACGAGAGCAUGCUUGGGUGGUCAUUUUCCUGAUGAUGGUUGGAGUUUCCUGGGUUUACCAAACAACACGACUGACUCUGAGAUCUGAACACCUGUUACCAGAAUUGGGGUAGGGGUGGGAAUUUGGGGAGAGGGAGGGGUUUCUUUCUUUUUGUGGGGUUGCGGGUUUGGUUUCUUACUGGGAAUCGCUGCUCCAUGGCUCUAUUUGGAAAGAGGAUGCGACUGUCAAAUACAAUGUCAAGCCUUGAAAAAGCACAAUGAGAUGAAACAGCGAAUGCUGCGGUUUGCUCUCGGAAUGAAAAAUGGCCAGUGGGCUGGAGAGGAGCUUUUAGAUCACCUCCUCAGAGAGUUCACAUAGCUGCAGGGAGCCCCAUUUUACAGUUGUGUGGGGUUCCCUUCCUCACACCGCUUCACUUCAUUGCAUUGCUGUGCACAGCCAGAGACCUUAAGUGUAUAGGAACCAUGUUUUGUGGGCUGGCAAGGGGCUUGGUUGAAAGGGACCUUGCUUUUGCUGGGUUUUCACUGUGACGAAUAAAACUCAGCUAGCGCAGUAUUCCCGCUCUUUGCAAACAACCAGCGCUGAUGGUUUUAAGGGAAACAGGAUAAUGGGGGCAGGGGCGAUUGACAAGAACAACAACAAAAGGCUAUAAGAGGUCUUCUGUGUUCCUUUGAAUGUGAUAAUAUUUCACAGACCUCAUCAAGCCGCGCUUUGCAGCCGUUCUCCUCAGAUGUUGUUUGGUGAUAGCUCAUGUCAAAUUGCAGAUACCGCAGGAAAUUAAAAAAAUAAAGGCGACAACGGUAGGUAUUCAAGGGUCACUGUCAGGUCAGCUUAGCUCCAUGAUGUAUCAUUUAUUAAAUCCAAGAUUGAUAUGUUUCCAUUAUUUCUUUUAGUUUUUAUUUUUAAAACUCCAGUCUAAACUUUACAGCUAGGACCCGAUUGACUUCCAAUGGGCUUUGGGUCAGCUUUGCAUGGGAGCCCAAAAGGGAAACCAACUAGAAGCAACCGUCAAACUGACUAAUGUGUUUUGAAUCAUCUGAGGUGCGUUGAAGCUGGAAAGGACAUAAGUGGCACGAGGGACUGGGCCCUUAGGGUGGAACAUUCAGUGAGAAAUUUGAAUUGGCCGGCUUUAAUAAUCAAAAGGGCUGUUCAUGAUACAGUUAAGGAAACUGGGUUUUUAAAAAGAUGAUUUGGAUCUGGACCAUGUUCCUUUGGGGCCCUGACUUUGCUAUUGUAUUUAAUUAAAAAUAAUAAUAAAAAAAGCAGCCAACAUC